Molecule: messenger RNA, 4110 nt
Organism: Mus caroli (Ryukyu mouse)
Lineage: Eukaryota; Metazoa; Chordata; Mammalia; Rodentia; Muridae
Source: RefSeq, a predicted model, not a curated record
GUUAAAGAUAGACACAGUGGACGCCAGAAACUGGAAGCCGGGUUUUUAAACUCCUGUCUCUCCCUAGAAUUUCAGAAUUGGUUAUGAUCUCAGGGGUAAUUAGCCAUUUGGCUAAAUCUGUUCUCCCAUGAACGUGCUAGCAAUCACUGUGUGCUCUAGAUGAACUGGAACUAAAAAGGUUGAAGAGGGGAUGCUGUACCUGGUCCAGGAUAAAUAGGACUUACAAGCCCCUGGAAGCACCUGAGAAGUCUUCAAAUGCCACAGUCAGCUGCCAUUUCAAAGAAAACAAAAUAGAUGGUUCUGGAAAGUCCAUGCUGUCUCUUCAUUGAAUUUUAGGGUCAUUACUGGUUUUAUCCAGUGCUCUCUACAAUGGGGACUGAUGCCCCAUGGGCCAUAUUUUAUUCAUCAUUGCCUCCAGCUUCCCCAAAAUGAUUGAAGAUAGUGGAAAAAGAGGAAACACCAUGGCAGAAAGAAGACAGCUGUUUGCAGAGAUGAGGGCUCAAGAUCUGGAUCGCAUCCGACUCUCCACCUACAGAACAGCAUGCAAGCUGAGAUUUGUGCAGAAGAAAUGCAAUUUGCACCUGGUGGACAUUUGGAACGUCAUUGAAGCAUUGCGGGAAAACGCUUUGAACAAUCUGGACCCAAACAUAGAACUCAACGUGGCCCGCCUGGAGGCGGUGCUCUCCACUAUUUUUUACCAGCUCAACAAGAGGAUGCCAACCACUCACCAAAUCCACGUGGAGCAGUCCAUCAGUCUCCUGCUGAACUUCCUGCUCGCAGCCUUUGACCCGGAAGGCCAUGGUAAAAUCUCAGUAUUUGCUGUCAAAAUGGCUUUGGCUACAUUGUGCGGAGGAAAGAUCAUGGACAAGUUAAGAUAUAUUUUCUCAAUGAUCUCUGACUCCAGUGGAGUGAUGGUAUAUGGAAGAUAUGACCAAUUCCUUCGGGAAGUUCUCAAACUACCCACAGCAGUUUUUGAAGGUCCUUCAUUUGGUUACACAGAACAGUCAGCCAGAUCCUGUUUCUCCCAACAGAAAAAGGUCACCUUAAAUGGCUUCUUGGACACGCUCAUGUCAGACCCUCCUCCACAGUGCCUGGUAUGGCUGCCUCUUCUGCACCGACUGGCAAAUGUAGAAAAUGUCUUCCAUCCAGUUGAGUGUUCCUACUGUCACAGUGAGAGCAUGAUGGGAUUUCGAUACCGAUGCCAACAGUGUCACAACUACCAGCUUUGCCAGGACUGCUUCUGGAGGGGCCAUGCAGGAGGUUCUCAUAGCAACCAGCACCAAAUGAAGGAGUAUACAUCGUGGAAAUCACCUGCUAAGAAGCUAACGAAUGCAUUAAGCAAGUCCCUGAGCUGUGCUUCAAGCCGUGAACCUUUGCACCCCAUGUUCCCAGACCAGCCUGAAAAGCCACUCAACUUGGCUCACAUCGUUGAUACUUGGCCUCCGAGACCUGUAACCAGCAUGAACGACACACUCUUCUCCCACUCUGUUCCCUCCUCAGGAAGUCCUUUCAUCACCAGGAGCUCUGCUCCCAAGGACAGUGAAGUAGAACAGAACAAAAUGCUGGCUAGGGCUGCUCCAGCCUUUCUGAAGGGCAGAGGGAUACAGUACAGCCUGAAUGUGGCAGACAGGCUAGCUGAUGAACAUGUUCUCAUUGGGUUGUAUGUCAACAUGCUCCGGAACAACCCACCAUGUAUGCUUGAGAGUUCAAACCGGCUUGAUGAAGAACACAGGCUGAUCGCCAGGUACGCCGCACGACUGGCAGCAGAAUCCUCCUCAUCCCAGCCCACACAGCAGAGGAGUGCCCCUGACAUCUCCUUCACCAUUGAUGCAAAUAAACAGCAAAGGCAGCUGAUUGCAGAGCUAGAGAACAAGAACAGAGAAAUCUUACAAGAGAUUCAGAGACUUCGGGUAGAACAUGAGCAAGCUUCCCAGCCCACACCAGAGAAAGCUCAGCAGAACCCAACCUUGCUGGCAGAACUCCGGCUCCUCAGACAGCGAAAGGAUGAGCUAGAACAGAGGAUGUCUGCUCUCCAGGAGAGCCGGAGAGAGCUGAUGGUCCAGUUGGAAGGUCUCAUGAAGCUCCUGAAGGAAGAAGAACUGAAACAGGGAACCCAGGGGGCAGGCUCCCCACGCUCUUCCCCCAGCCACACCAUCAGCAGGCCGAUCCCCAUGCCCAUCCGUUCGGCAUCUGCCUGUUCCACACCAACGCACACCCCACAGGACUCCCUCACUGGGGUAGGCGGAGAUGUGCAAGAGGCGUUUGCACAAAGUUCAAGAAGGAAUCUAAGGAAUGACCUGCUGGUGGCUGCAGACUCCAUCACCAAUACCAUGUCCUCUCUGGUGAAGGAGCUGAAUUCAGAGGUGGCGAGUGAAACAGAAAGUACUGUGGAUUCCGAAUUUUCGAGACCUCAGUUUGAGGAUCUGGUUCCAUCACCGACCUCUGAGAAGGCUUUUCUAGCCCAAAUCCACUCCCGGAAACCUGGGUACAUUCACGGUGGAGCUACAAGUACCACGCAUGGUGACAUGGUCCCAGAAGAUGGGGAUCCUUACACGCAACCCGAGGAUGGCAAUUAUGAGAAUGAGUCUGUGCGGCAGCUGGAGAAGGAGCUGCAGCUGGAGGAGUACCUGAAGCAGAAGCUGCAGGACGAGGCCUACCAGGUCAGCUUGCAAGGUUGAAUGCAAUGCCUUUUCUCACUCUCCUCUCAAGCAAGCUAUAGUCAGACAGAUGAGGAAAGAUACAUGCCAUCCGGUGGUGGAGAGAGCUGCACCCACCCGACAGAGAGGAGGAAGACUGCAGCCUGGAAGCAGCCUCCUGCUCGCUUGCUCGCUGGGAGAGAGGAGCCACCACACCCAGCAGCUCCAACAACCCCCUCCCCUAAAGAUGUGUUCUGACGCCUGUAGUGCAGCUAGCUUUCUGUUCUAAACUCUGUAGUUCCUAGGUGUGUGUUUUAGAAGGGGGGUGGGGGCUUGAGACUUCUGUUCCUAGAUAAUUUAUCAACUCCAUCUUCUGUAACAUGGCUCAUCCCUGGUUCAAAACAAACACCCACAGGCUGAGAGCCUGCUGCUGUUACACACAGGACAGCAGUAUUAACGAGCAUUUUAAACCUUUGCACACAAUAUUGAACCCGUUCAGUUUACAACGACAAUAUUAAUACUGGUUUGUAGCUAGAAUUUUCAUUUCUGGAUCCUUUGAGAUUUUAGCAAAGACGGUUUUAUUAUAUACUAUACAUUUUCUCCCACAGCAACUGGGAGGGAAGGCAACAAUCUACAAUAGAAUUUGGAUUUUGAGUGUCCAAACUCAGGACCCAGAGCCAAGAAGGGUCCUUGGCCUACCCAUGUCCCCAAGUCCCUCUGAGAAAUGAUUAAACCUACCAACAGAAAUAAUGGGCUCUUGGGGGGCUCCUUUCCAAAGUGGAUUGUUUUCCUUCAACAUACUCUAAUGACUCAGCCAUAGAAUUUAGUGUAAAUACUUUUUCCAAGUAGAUGUCAUAUUCAAAAAAAAAUGAAAGAGAGACAACAUUCAAAUGAUAUAGAAUCUAGUUUUUAAAAUCAGCACAGAUCUUCUUUAAAAACUGUGAACUAUGUUUUGGAAUACUCGUUACUAAAGCUGUUUAUAAACCACAGGUGCCAUAAGGUCCCCCAACGGACUACAGUUACCUGCACUCCUCCACGCCUUGCUCUCCACAGUGUAUCUUUAGGAAGCAUGACUUACACAGCACUGCUCAUUGACAAGUUCCCUCAUCGGUAGUCCCGAGGCCUUCAGCUUUAAAUGUAUGGGCUUAAAGUGCGCUUGCUCCCUUUUUCUUUCUGAAUGGUGAUUGCCUUACCUGGACACCUGGUGUUCUGCAUGCAGUUGUGUGGGCAUGUGAAAGGAGACAGACAAGCUCUUCAGUGUGGUAUUGGGAUGUCACACUCAGCUGGAAGCUGGUGUGUAAAAGAACUGUCAAAGACAAGAGGAUAAGAGCCUGUGGACUGACGGGUCCCCUUCUCGAGGCCCCUCAUUAGAGAGAUCUCGAAAGAGCCUCCUUUAGCAAUUCUGGGGAAACUGGAAAAGUAAUUGAUUGUUUCAAGAUCUGAUGUAGAAGAAAAAAAAAAAAAAAAAAAAAAA